CGAUUUUCGCGGUCCUCUUCCAAUUGCAAGUAUUGAUCAACUUUACUUUCAAUUAUUCAGUGCCUACCUAAACGACAAAUACUUGGAACAACUUUUGCUCAUCAGUGUAGAAUUUUUAGAUCCAUCCAUCCUGUUAUAAAAGGAACUGGUUUGCUGCAAAAACCAUACUAAUCCAAAUUAAACCAAACUCGAUCAAUUUCUAUUGAUUCCCCUUCCCACUCUUGAUCUACUGCAAAGUUUUCUCUCAACCCUCCCUCAGCCAGGAGUUCAAACUGAUUAGUUGGGGAUUUAUCAUAUAUAACACUCAUGUCUGCAAAUUAUAAGAGUGCUAAAGAUCAUACAGUUAUCCAUAUUGGCAAGAAAUGCAAGAAAAGCAUCUUCAGGGUUCCUAACGUGCUCCGGAGACGAAACCCAGAAGCAUAUACACCUGAGGUUGUUUCAAUGGGACCUUUUCAUCAUUAUCGAGAAAAGCAAGGCAAGGAGGAAGGUAAAGGAGGCAAGGGAGGCAACGAAGGCAAAGGCGAGGAAGAUUUCCAACUGACGGAACGAGUGAAGAAGAGCUAUUUGAAUGAAAUUCUCACAGGUAUGAAGAUUACUUUGGAAGAGUUGACCACAAAAGUUACUGAGCUCUCAGAUCAGAAAAAUGAAGGUGGCUUUGAGGAACGAGCCCGCAAUUUUUAUGCAGAACCACUUGAUCAUAUUUCUUCCAAAGACUUCAUCGAGAUGAUGAUAGUUGACGGUUGCUUCCUAAUUCAACUGUUUCGGAAGUGUGAUGAUCCGAAACAUAGGGCCUUUGAUGACCCUGUGUUCAACAUGGAUUGUAUGUUUCAUUUCCUAUGCCAUGACAUUUUGCUCCUAGAGAAUCAACUACCUUGGUUUGUAAUCCACAGUUUGUAUGGCCUUACCCUUGAUAUAUACCCUGGUGAAGCUUCCCGUGAUGUGUACUCUGGUGAAGCUUCCCUCUCUAUUAUAAUCCUGAAAGCGCUUAGCAUACUACCAUCACUGAAACAUAGUUGCUCAACCUAUAAAACGCAUCUCCAUGAAAACGAGUGUCAUUGUGAUGCUGAUGUUCUGCACAUACUUGAUCUGGUAAGAGCUUCCAUAGUUAUUCCAUUAACUAACAUAAAAGAGACAGGGCAUAAAGCAGCUGGUAAAGAAGGUACAUCCAACCCUCAAGAACAUCAAGUGCACACUGGGAACAAAGACAAGAGAGACAAUAAAGCUGUUCAUGAAGACCCAGAUCAACAUCAAAUUCGUACCGCAACCGCUCUCUCAAAGGCAAACAUUAAAUUCAAAAGCAUCGAAAAGGAUAGCAUAAUGGACAUCCAAUUCAAAGAGGGUGGGUGGUUCAGGAAUGGGAUUCUUGAGAUUCCACAGCUAAACGUUGGAAUGUCAUCGGAAACAUUAUUCAGGAACCUUAUUGCAAUUGAGCAAUGCUACCAUGGUUAUUCAAACGAGAUAACAUCUUAUGCCAUCUUUAUGGAUAACCUCAUAUCUUCGAAGGAAGAUAUGGAAUUACUUUGCAAGGAAAAAGUAAUUGGUAACUGGAUGAGUGAUGAAGAUGGUUGUAAGUUCUUCAGCAACCUUUACAAGGACAUCCCGCACAAUAAGUUCUACUAUGUUGAGCUGUGCGAAAAAGUGAAUGAUCGUUACAGGUCGAGAUGGCAUACAUGGUUGGCUUUACUCAAGAGUGAAAAAUUUUCUAAUCCCUGGAGAAUUUUAGCUUUCGGGAUAGGUAUCUUCAUUUUGAUUCUCACCGCCUGCAGCCAGACACUCAACAUUCGGGUUAACAUGCAUAAGUGAAGUUUUACUAGCUAGCUAGCUAGUUAUUCACAAUUGCCUGCAUUUCUCACUUUCUUUGUCUCUGGCUGUGGUUGUUUUUGAGAUAUUUGAAUGUACCUCUUACAUAUGUCAUCUUAAUUACGUUGACGGUAUAUUUCGAUAUAUAUGUCGUUGUACCUGUACUUAUUGCAGCUUAUUUAGAAUUAUAAUUUUCUCUUG
This is a messenger RNA of Rosa chinensis, 2001 nucleotides long. RefSeq names its product UPF0481 protein At3g47200. The transcript has 2 exons. NCBI's taxonomy places the organism in Eukaryota, Viridiplantae, Streptophyta, Magnoliopsida, Rosales, Rosaceae. Bases 307 to 1803 code for a protein of 498 amino acids. The record is from RefSeq and is a predicted model, not a curated record.